Molecule: messenger RNA, 2528 nt
Organism: Dissoconium aciculare CBS 342.82
Lineage: Eukaryota; Fungi; Ascomycota; Dothideomycetes; Mycosphaerellales; Dissoconiaceae
Exons: 1
Coding region: 306-2504 (732 amino acids)
Biological process (GO): DNA-templated transcription
Cellular component (GO): nucleus
Molecular function (GO): DNA binding; DNA-binding transcription factor activity, RNA polymerase II-specific; zinc ion binding
Source: RefSeq, a predicted model, not a curated record
GAUAUCUCAAAAGAUAUGUUUGGUCGCACAGUUUGUAGACAUCGAGGUGAGCCUCACACUCGAGACGACUGAACUGCUUGUUGGCAGUAGCAAGGUUAGAUCGCUUGCAUGCCACUAGUUGUGUGACCUUGGCUGUGCAAAAGCUCGCCAUCAUGUCCGCAACCUCGUUGCGGCGGCAUUCAUAUUCUCAAUCGCGAGCCAUUCUGCUGCUGCUGCUGCUGCUGCUGGACUGCACAAGAUAGUGAACACUGUCUUCCUGUUCAGAGUCAUCGUCGAAGCCGGUAAAAGCACUGCGGCAGCCAACAAUGGUGUCGCCCAGCACACAUGGCGCGUCGUACCCAUCGCCGAAACAGACCCAAGUUCUUCCAUUCUACCAACAAGUUGAUCAGCAAGACCCAUCGGCACAGCAGUACCAGGAAAUCGCUGGCGAUGACCGAACUGCUUCUGGCUCUUCCGCAAUGGCGGACGAUCUGGUGCGGGAAGUGCCUGAUGACCCUCAACUGCGUGCGAACCUGGCCAGCAUGAUGGGCAAUUUUGGGAACUUUGGAGCCUUAUCCAACCACAUGAAUGAGCACGCGGGCGCUGUGAAUCCAUCGGUGACAGCUGAAAGCCCUGUCGCAUAUGCGCAAGUCACUGACGUGGUCCACGAAUCGCCACAAUCUCCAGACAAAGCCCGCGACAAGCGCACGAAAGUAAGCCGUGCGUGUGAUGACUGUCGUCGUAAGAAGAUUAGGUGUGAUGCGGUUGACGAGUCAGGCUCUAUCGCAUGCUCGAACUGUGUAAGAACGGGAGUGAGAUGUGCCUUCAGUCGUCAGCCUUUGAAAAGAGGUCCGAGCAAAGGUUACAUCAGGGAUCUUGCAGACCGGCUUAACAGCCUCGAACAACAAGUCCAUCCAUCCAGUCUGCAACGUGAAAAUAGAAAUGAUCCCCAGCAGAUCCAGCAGCUCCCGUUGGCCGUCGUUGACGAUCUUCAUGGCUACUUGUCUGAUGGCCGGCUUCCUCACGAGCCGCAAGCUGGUGAUAAGCGAAGCCAUGAUGUAGCGGAAGCGCUUCACGCAUUCCAGUCACAUAACAACAUGGGUACACAUCCGCUUGCAGCACAAAAUAUAAACCUGUCUCUCCAGGCACAGCCCUCCAACCAACCAUUCUGGCGGUCAGGCAGUAAUGAUGGCAGAUUCGACACUGUCGGCAUGGCCUUCGAUGCCGAGCCUCCAAUACCUGUGGCAAGCUUCGACUGGAACGAGAGCGUCAUCGACGAAUAUUACCGUUUGAUUCAUCAGACUUUCCCAUUACUUCCAAACAGCAAGAAUCGACUACGGCAGCGUCUUGGCAUCUGUCCAGCGUCAUUGAGAGAGGCAUUUCUCGUUGCUUUGGACUGUCUCAUGCGAACAUUCCCGACCACCACUCUUCCUCCAAAUGCGGGCUACCCACAGGUACUCAAACGUGCUGCAGAACUGCUCGCGAAGUAUCCCUUUGAUAACCCUAGUUCUCACACGAAUGCCAGUAAUUUGCUUUAUUUGCAAACACUACUCCUCAUGGCGCUUGAGAGCGACAAUCAUGGCCCUGCGACGAUCCGUGGCCAGGCUGGGCCCAGCCGAGCCGAGUGGCUCGGUAGGGCUGCGGGCGUUGCAGGGCAAUUGGAGAUCAAUGCUAUGAAGAGCACCUCUCACUCGGUUAUGGAGGGCGAUCGUGACUCCGAAGAACGCCUGGCGCGGCGAGUCUGGUGGGUACUAUUUAUUCUCGAUCGGUGGCACGCGUCCUCUACAGCCGACCUACUCAAGUUGCCAGAGAAUAGUGUGGUCCUUUUACCAGAAGAUCAAAUCCUCUUAGGAGAGUCUACGUACCAUCUUGCUCGGUUAUCGUUCAUCAUUGGUCACUUGGCGGCGAUACUGACCACAACGAAGACCCCAUCAACCGACGUGAUGGCACCUUCAAAUCCUGCUUCAUCAUUGCUCGGCCUGACGCUUGCAGGUGAAAUUGAUCGAUUCAGGGAAUCAGUCGAGUCAGUCUGGGGAUCGUUAAAUCUUGUACAUCUCAGCUAUCACCACUGCCAUUUGCUUAUCAAGCGUCUCAAUCCGACAACAGAGCCUAGUGAGCUUGUCGGGCAUGCCGUCAAGGUCGCAACAGUGCUGAACAGUCGCCUCACACCCGUGACGCCUCUCAAUCAUCAUUUUGGUGCGCUCGCUGCCAUGACGCUUUGUGAACUAUGUGAUGUAGCCGAGACAAGGGCAGAAGCAAUGAGAGGUCUGGAUCAGAUGAUAGAGUGCUUAGGAGAGGGUCGCGGAUUGGCUGGCCGAUUGGAAAGCGAGGGUUGGGAUGGUGCGGUUCGAGAGCUAGUCAAGUCCAAGAAAGAGAGAAUGAUGCAGCACAGCGGUGGUCUGCAGCAUCUUGCUGACGCUGCAGUUGGUGGCCAGCGAGCUAAUUUUGAACCGACCAUGUUGACAAGAUACGGCUAUCUAACAUCCCUCGGGCAGGGGGUCUUCGCUAGACACAAUCUUCAAUGACAAUUAUGACUUUCUUCACACGCC